CCUGGUGGGAUUGAGCUAAACACCCCCCGAAAUGGCAUGGUGUUGAAUGUUGAUUGAUUAAGUUCAACGUCGGACUUGGCGUAGGGUUUAGGUGCAUCGGAGCUGAGUGGAAGGGAAAAGCUGGAAGAAAGAUGGGAUCAGAAAAUCGGAGGCCGGAAAUGAGGAAGGACAACGUGAACAACCGGUGGGUGAUAUUCUCUCCGGCGAGAUCCCGCCGUCCCUCCGAUUUCAAAUCCAAAUCCAACAACAACAACAACAACCAAUUAGAAUGCCCCUUUUGCUUGGGUCACGAGCACGAGUGUGCGCCCGAAAUCUUCCGAUUCCCGCCCGAUUCAACCUCCGAUUGGAGAAUCCGGGUCAUCCAAAACCUUUAUCCUGCUCUCAGCAGGGACAUUGAUCCUUCUUCCCUUCAAAACCCUAAUCCUAGCCCCAUUUCCGGCGGCGUCGCCCUCAGUGGGUUUGGCUUUCACGACGUUGUGAUCGAGUCCCCGGUUCACUCGGUUCACUUGUCCGAUCUCGACCCGGUCGAUGUCGGGGUUGUCUUGCUGGCUUACAAGAAGAGAAUUCAACAGCUUCUAUCUCACGACUCCAUCAAAUACGUUCAGGUGUUUAAAAACCAUGGUGCCUCUGCUGGGGCAUCAAUGAGUCAUUCACACAGUCAGAUAAUGGCACUUCCUGUUGUUCCUCCAUCGGCUUCUGUCCGCCUUGACUGUAUGAAGGCAUAUUUUGAUCAGACAAGGAAGUGUAGUAUUUGUGAGGCUCGGUCAGACGACCUUAUAAUUGACAAAUCAACCCAUUUCAUUUCGAUAGUCCCUUUUGCUGCUACAUUUCCUUUUGAGAUAUGGAUUAUUCCCUUGGAUCAUUCCUCUCAUUUCCAUAAAAUAGACAACCAGAAGUGUAGGACUCAGAUAGGUAUGGGUUUUACGCCAUUCAGAAAUGUAUUUCUUUUGAGGCCAAGAUUAUGCUGAAUAUUGUCUUGAAGGAAAGUAAAGUUGCUAGAAAGAUCAAGAAACAAGUAUUGUUGAUAAUUAAAGCAGCUCUAAUGCUGCUAAACACAACGUGAGGAAGGGGUGGAGAGAGCAUUUGACUCCAUAUGAUGGGAGCAUCAUGAACAAUUGUUUUUUGAAGUUUGUAAUUUUAAGGGUAAAUUUCACCCAGACCCUCUAUGGUUAGGGUCAUUCUGCAGACACCCGAUGGUAUAGUUUUAGUAUUUUGUCUAUGAUUUGUAUAUUUUUCUUAAACCACAUUUUGCAAGAUACACAUUUUUUACUAAUAGAAGGGUGUUGUUUUGACCCAAAAAUGAAAAAAAAAAAAAAAAAAACUUAGGGACCUAAAAUACUAAAAAUAAACCGCAAGGGAUCUGCCAAAAAUGGCUCAAACCACAGAGAAUUAGGAUGGAAUAUAUCUUAAUUAUAAUUGAUACAUGUAAAUAUUGAAUUCAGAUGUUGAUUAUGCUGAAAGGGCAGCUUUUUGAUUGAGUGGUACUAAAAAUAUUUGUAAUAAAGUUGAUGAAUUCAGCUGCUGUUUACAUAUCCACCAGUAUAUUAUUCAUGUUUUGUUGGUAUAAUGUUAUCUUGAUAGGUAUUUAACGAGUCUAACCUAGGGAUGACAAUGGGUCUCCCAGUGGGUCCCCAACUACCCAUUUACAAUUAAGACAAGUAUAAGAAUUGAGAUAUAGGCAUAGGGUUUAUUAGAAAUUUUGUUUAAACAAGUAUGCAAAUGGGUAAAUGAGCAACCCAUUGGCAUCCCUAGUCUAACCUAACUUUCUUGUAUUUCAGAAUAUUGGGUUAGAGGAGAAGAUGGCCUAUCAAAGAAAGUUUUUUCCCUUUUUCUUUUAAUCAUAUUGAUGGUAUUUAUGAGGAACAGUGCUGAAAAGAGAAACGCCCUAGAUUUGACCUUGUGAAGAAAACAUUCUUAUUGGGAUAAAGUUAUGAGUGAAAGUUUUCACUAAAUUCUGCUGGAUUGAUGGAUAUAGGAUCAGUAGUUCCAAUUUAUAUCCGAGCAUAAAUUUCAUGGAUUUGAAUUAUUGUCCUUAUUUUAGUUCCUCCUAAAUUUUAUCUAUAAAGACAAGUCUCUCCAGCAAGUAUACAUAAUGAAUUGGUACCUGCAUGCUUUUGAUUCAUAUGCUGAUAACAAUAGAACCCUAAUGUAAUUUACUUCAGGCAGAUGGAUUUUCAUCAGCCAUACAGAAUGUAUUAGUGUGGGAUACUGAUAUCACACCUUAUGAAUAGUAAAAAAAAUAAGCAUCCUUAUUGACAUAAAAACCCAAAGGGAAAUAAAUAGAUUCAGUUGGAACAACCUGCAGUUUAGUCAGACGACAAUAGGAUUGUAAAAACGAAUCAAACUACUUGAGUUCAACUUGAGCAAAUGUUUACCUGACUCCAAUUUGUUUUCUAAAUAAAUCAAGCUUGAGUACAUUUUAAAGUUAGUAUUUUAGUUUUGCUCCGUAACCUUUGAACUAGGAACUAAGUGGAGUUCA
Molecule: messenger RNA, 2479 nt
Organism: Diospyros lotus (date-plum)
Lineage: Eukaryota; Viridiplantae; Streptophyta; Magnoliopsida; Ericales; Ebenaceae
Product: ADP-glucose phosphorylase
Exons: 3
Coding region: 132-968 (278 amino acids)
Biological process (GO): beta-D-galactose catabolic process via UDP-galactose, Leloir pathway
Molecular function (GO): zinc ion binding; UDP-glucose:hexose-1-phosphate uridylyltransferase activity
Source: RefSeq, a predicted model, not a curated record